This is a messenger RNA of Linepithema humile (Argentine ant), 1650 nucleotides long. NCBI's taxonomy places the organism in Eukaryota, Metazoa, Arthropoda, Insecta, Hymenoptera, Formicidae. The record is from RefSeq and is a predicted model, not a curated record.
UAUCUCACUAUAAAUGAAUUACCAAUUUUAGAACGGAACAAGUAUGUCUUACUUGCUGGCUUAUACAUAGGAUCUAAAGAUCCUAAUCAAAACGUUUUUCUACAACCAUUUAUUAACGAAGCUAAUAAACUUUCCACAGAAGGAUUCAAAUGGUUUCACAAUGGUAAAGAAACUAUUAGUAAAGUUAUUCCACUUUGUUGCAUUGCUGACUCAGUUGCAAGAUAUCAACUACUUAAUUUUCAAUCAUUUGCUGCCUAUUAUGGUUGCACAUUUUGUUACCAAAAAUCGGAACGCACACGGAAAGGACAAAGAUUUACAAUUUCAAUUCAUUCUGCUGAGGAAAGAACUUUAGACUCUAUAAAAAAAGAUUUGCUUAAAGCAUAUCAGAGGAAAGAUGAAACAAAUAAAAGCAAAAGACAGUAUAGAGGAGUAAAAGGUUUUUCAUCGUUAAUGUUAUUAAAUUUCUUCAACUUUACUGCUGGAUUUGUAGUUGAUUAUAUGCAUAAUAUUCUACUUGGAGUUACCAAAUUACACACUGAACUUAUUUUACAAUCUACUCGCAAAAAAUUUUGGCAUAUCUCAGAAAAUGUAGGAAUGGAUCAUAUACGGAGUACAAUUGAUGAACGACUUUUAAUGAUACAUCCCCCUUCUUCAAUAACAAGAACUCCUCGCUCCAUUAAAGACAUAAGUAAGUGGAAAGCAUCUGAGUGGAGAGCAUGGUUAUUAUUUUAUUCUAUGCCAUGUUUGAAAGGUCUGCUGAAAAAGAAGCAUAUAAAUCAUUUUGCAAUGUUAUCUACAGCAACUAAUAUUUUACUUUAAAAAUCAAUAACACGUGAAGAAGUGUUUCAAGCUCAUAAACUUUUUUUGUGCUAUAUGUAUUUAUUUCAAAAAUAUUUUGAUAAAGAAAACAUGGUGUACAACAUUCAUCUUCUAUCACAUAUUUGCAAAGGUGUUCUCAACUGGGGCCCAUUAUGGACUCAUAAUUCCUUUCUGUACGAAGGUCAAAACCGGCAUCUUAUGCAAUUAUAUCAUAGUCCUUCGCAUGUUAUUUUACAAAUAGCGCGUAAGUUUCUCAUUUAUACUUCAAUACCCCAUUUAUGUUCAAAGCUUAUUUUGUCACAAAAGACUAUUGAAUUUUCUGAGAAAAUUUUAAAAAGAAAUUUUAUUUGCUUUAUGCGUUGUAGAGAAGAAAUUAUACUUUUAGGAAAAGGCGAAAAAUGUUUAUUAUCAUCCGAGGAAGAGCAAUUACUUGUGAUAAACGGUAUGUUAACUGAAAAUUAUCUAGUUUAUCAGAAAAUAAUUUAUAAGCGGAUAAGAUAUACAUGUAGUAAAUAUAAUAACAAUAAACUUAAUAAUGACUCAUACAUAUUAAUCAGCUCUAGAGAAAAGGUUGUAAUUAGAUCAAUUUUGAGAUUUCCAGUUGGUGUUAAACUAAUUGUACAGCAGCUUAACGUAUGUAAAUCUAUUAUUAAAAAUAAAAAUAUAAGAAAUUUUCAUAUUCAAAAAAUAGAUAGCUAUGGCCAUUUAAAAUACAUCGACGUAAAUCAAAUAAAAAAUCAGUGCAUUUUUAUAGAUGUAUCAUGUGCUAACUAUGUGUGUGAAAUGCCAUUCGGCUGUUACGGAGACUGAAAAGAAUUCAGAUAAUCUUAC